CCAGCAAGCAUACCACACACACACACACGCAGGCAGGCUGGCAUAUACAGCAACACACCGGGAGCAUCCCCGACCGGAGGGAGCGCUCGUUUUGGUUUGACAAUCUCCGAACCACUGUGUUUAUAUUGAGUCACGUUUAAUAACAGACUGUCUCCGACGCUGCAGAAUGAUCCCGGGCCCCGCCGAGCCUUCUGGAUUCUGAGGCCCGCACAGAGAUCCACCUUGCACCGGCAGACGGACCCCUCACUGACCGCGUCGCCUCCAGCUUGCAGCCAGCCAGAAUGUCAAGUAGCCCCGAAGGAAGGCUGUCCAGGGCCGGCUGCGCCUCCGACUCUGACUUGAAAAUCGCCUCUUCGAGCAACACGUCCCCCGAGGGUGGACCUCCACCACCGCUGCACCAGAACCGUAUACGGCAGUCCGACAGUAACACCAGUUUCCUGCGGGCUGCCAGAGCCGGGAACAUAGACAAAGUCCUCGAUUUCCUGAAAAAUGGAGUAGACAUCACCACCUGUAACCAGAAUGGUCUGAAUGCACUACAUCUGGCAGCAAAGGAGGGACACAAGGAUUUAGUGGAGGAGCUGUUGGAAAGAGGAGCACCUGUUGACUCUUCCACCAAGAAAGGAAACACCGCUCUCCACAUUGCCUCACUGGCCGGACAGAAAGAAGUAGUCAGACUACUGGUGAAGAGAGGAGCAGAUGUCAACUCUCAGUCACAGAAUGGCUUUACUCCACUCUACAUGGCAGCCCAGGAGAGUCACUUGGAGGUGGUGCGAUAUCUGUUGGAAAAUGAAGGGAAUCAAAGCAUUGCAACAGAGGAUGGCUUCACUCCACUGGCCAUCGCUCUCCAGCAGGGCCACAACUCAGUGGUCUCCCUGCUGUUGGAGCACGACACCAAGGGCAAGGUCCGCCUCCCAGCCCUGCACAUCGCAGCCCGCAAAGAUGACACAAAGUCUGCCGCGCUGCUGCUCCAGAACGACCACAAUGCCGACGUCCAGUCUAAGAGUGGGUUCACCCCUCUGCACAUCGCGGCUCAUUAUGGUAACGUGAAUGUCUCCACCCUGUUGCUGAACAGAGGAGCUGCUGUGGACUUCACAGCCAGGAAUGGGAUAACGCCUCUCCAUGUGGCCUCCAAAAGAGGCAAUACCAACAUGGUGGCCCUGCUGCUGGACCGAGGGGCUCAGAUAGAUGCUAAAACCAGGGAUGGGCUGACCCCCCUGCACUGUGCAGCCAGAAGUGGACAUGACCCAGCAGUGGAAAUUCUGCUGGAGAGAGGAGCUCCCAUCCUAGCCAGAACCAAGAACGGACUGUCCCCACUGCAUAUGUCGGCCCAAGGAGACCACGUAGAGUGCGUUAAACUCCUGCUGCAGCACAAGGCGCCUGUUGAUGAUGUCACACUGGACUACCUUACAGCGCUGCAUGUCGCCGCUCACUGUGGCCACUACAGAGUCACCAAGCUUCUGCUGGACAAGAAGGCCAAUCCCAAUGUCAGAGCACUGAACGGUUUCACUCCUCUCCAUAUUGCUUGUAAGAAGAACAGAGUGAAGGUGAUGGAACUGUUGGUCAAAUAUGGAGCCUCCAUUCAGGCCAUUACUGAGUCUGGUCUGACGCCUAUCCAUGUAUCUGCCUUCAUGGGCCACCUCAACAUUGUUUUACUUCUGCUACAGAAUGGAGCAUCUCCAGACGUCCGUAACAUUCGUGGUGAGACUGCGCUCCACAUGGCAGCACGAGCAGGUCAGAUGGAAGUGGUUCGCUGUUUGCUGAGGAACGGAGCGUUAGUGGAUGCCAUGGCCAGGGAGGACCAGACUCCCCUCCACAUUGCUUCCCGUUUGGGGAAAACUGAUAUUGUCCAGUUGCUGCUGCAGCACAUGGCUCAUCCAGAUGCUGCCACCACCAACGGCUACACUCCCCUCCACAUUUCAGCCAGGGAGGGCCAGGUAGAGACUGCUGCUGUGCUGCUGGAAGCCGGAGCCUCACAUUCACUGGCCACGAAGAAAGGAUUCACUCCAUUACAUGUAGCAGCUAAGUAUGGAAGCCUUGAUGUAGCACAACUUCUCCUUCAACGCAAAGCUCUCACUGAUGAUGCUGGCAAGAAUGGCCUAACUCCACUACAUGUGGCAUCUCAUUAUGACAACCAAGACGUAGCUCUGCUGCUGCUGGAUAAAGGGGCCUCGCCUCAUGCUACUGCAAAGAAUGGCUACACUCCUCUUCACAUUGCAGCCAAAAAGAACCAGACAAACAUUGCAUUAGCGCUGCUGCAGUAUGGAGCAGAGACCAACAUUCUCACCAAGCAGGGAGUCAGCCCUCUACACCUGGCAGCCCAGGAAGGACACGCUGAGAUGGCCAGCCUGCUACUGGGCAAAGGAGCUCACGUCAACGCAGUCACCAAGAGCGGACUGACCCCUCUGCAUCUCGCAGCCCAAGAAGACAGGGUGAAUGCAGCAGAAGUACUGGCCAAACAUGAUGCCAACUUGGAUCAGCAAACUAAACUUGGAUACACUCCUCUAAUAGUGGCCUGUCACUAUGGAAAUGCCAAGAUUGUCAACUUCCUGUUACAACAAGGUGCCAGCGUCAAUGCCAAAACCAAGAAUGGAUACACACCUCUUCACCAGGCAGCACAACAAGGGAACACACACAUCAUUAAUGUGUUGCUACAGCAUGGCGCCAAGCCCAAUGCUACCACUGUAAAUGGAAACACGGCUCUGUCUAUUGCCAGACGUCUGGGUUACAUCUCUGUAGUGGACACACUGAAAGUUGUCACAGAGGAGGUCAUCACUACCACAACGACGGUCACAGAGAAACACAAGCUCAAUGUCCCUGAGACCAUGACUGAGAUCCUCGAUGUGUCUGAUGAAGAAGGUGAGGACACUAUGACAGGUGAUGGAGGAGAAUAUCUGAGAGCAGAGGAUCUAAGAGAACUGGGAGACGACUCUCUGCCAGGACACUACCUGGACGGCUUCAGCUACAUGAGCCACAACCUAGACAGGUCGCAGCACACUCCCAUUCACCAAAGUUUCCAUCAGAGAGAGGGAGUUCUCAUCGAAGACAUGCUUACAAGUCACCAGGUAUCAGCGCUGUCUAGAGAGCACGAAAAGGACUCAUUUCGUCUGAGCUGGGGUGCUGAGCACCUUGAUAAUGUGGUCCUGUCCUCCAGUCUUCUACACUCUGGCUUCCUGGUCAGCUUCAUGGUAGAUGCCAGGGGCGGGGCCAUGCGCGGUUGCCGUCACAAUGGCCUGCGAAUCAUCGUACCACCACGAAAGUGUUCUGCACCCACGCGGGUGACAUGCAGGCUGGUGAAAAGACACCGUCUGGCCUCUAUGCCUCCUAUGGUGGAGGGUGAGGGGCUGGCUGGUCGCAUCAUAGAAGUGGGACCCACUGGAGCCCAGUUCCUGGGGCCUGUGAUUGUGGAGAUACCCCAUUUUGCAGCUCUGCGGGGCACAGAGAGAGAGUUAGUGAUCUUGAGGAGUGAAACAGGGGAGAGCUGGAGGGAACACCACUGUGACUUCACUGAAGAGGAACUGAACCAGAUACUUAAUGGAAUGGAUGAAAAACUUGAUUCCCCUGAGGAGCUUGAAAAGAAAAGAAUAUGCCGCAUCAUCACGCGAGACUUCCCACAGUAUUUUGCAGUGGUGUCACGGAUAAAGCAGGACAGUCAUUUGAUUGGACCAGAGGGCGGGGUCCUCAGUAGUACUCUUGUGCCUCAGGUCCAGGCUGUCUUCCCUGAAGGCGCCCUCACCAAGAAGAUCAGAGUUGGGCUACAGGCUCAGCCCAUUGAUGUAGAGGUGGUGAGAAAGAUUCUUGGUAUGAAAGCCACAUUCAGCUCAAUUGUCACAUUGGAGCCAAGACGGAGGAAGUUCCACAAACCAAUCACCAUGACAAUCCCUAUCCCCAAGAGCUCCAACAGUGACGGGCCAAGCACAGAGUUCAGUGGGGAAACCCCCACCUUACGUUUGCUUUGCAGCAUUACAGGUGGAACCACUCCUGCCCAAUGGGAGGACAUCACCGGCUCUACACCUCUUACCUUUGUUAACCAAUGUGUUUCAUUCACCACAAAUGUGUCAGCGAGAUUCUGGCUGAUAGACUGCAGACAGAUCCAGGAGUCUGUUAGUUUUGCCUCUCAGCUGUACAGAGAGAUCAUCUGUGUUCCAUACAUGGCCAAAUUUGUCAUUUUUGCUAAAACACUGGACCCCAUUGAGGCCCGCCUACGCUGUUUCUGCAUGACAGACGACAAGAUGGACAAGACCCUAGAGCAGCAAGAGAACUUCACUGAAGUUGCCCGUAGUCGAGAUGUUGAGGUGCUAGAGGGAAAACCUAUAUUUGCUGACUGCUUUGGAAACCUGGUGCCUCUUACCAAGAGUGGACAGCACCAUGUGUUCAGCUUCUUUGCCUUCAAGGAAAACCGACUAGCUCUCUUCAUCAAAAUUAGAGACACAGCACAGGAGCCAUGUGGUCGCCUGUCCUUCACCAAGGAGCCACGCACGUACCGUAGUCUUACCCACAAUGCUAUCUGCAACCUUAACAUCACUCUCCCAACAUACUCAAAGGAGUCUGAUUCAGACCAAGAUGCAGAUGAUGAGAGUGAGAAGAGUGACAAGAAAUUGGAUUGGCAGGAUGAUGCUGACAGGAAAGAGGAGACACUAGCUAUCAUUGCAGAUCUCCUUGGCUUCAGCUGGACUGAGCUGGCAAGAGAACUGGAAUUCAGUGAGGAUGAUAUCCAAUUAGUAAGAACAGACAAUCCUAAUUCUCUCCAAGAGCAGAGCCAUGCCUUGCUGCAGCGCUGGGUUGAGCGGGAAGGCAAACAUGCCACAGAAGACUGUCUGAUUAAGAGACUAACCAAGAUAAACCGCAUGGACAUCGUCCAUCUUAUUGAAACCCAGAUGAACAAGUCAGUUCAAGAACAAACAUCUCGAACUUAUGCAGAAAUAGAGAAGACACUGGAUCACAGUGAAGUGUCAGUAGCCCUUUCUUCAGUGCAAGAGGAUGCAGACAGCCCCAGAGUUGUGAGAAGGGUGGAGUCAGACCGCAGACCACCCCCAGCUGUUUCUGAAGAGGAUCUCUCAGUUGCUUCCCUACUGGAUAUUCCUUCCUGGGCAGAGCCUAUUGGUCACACUCACUCAGAGAGCAUGCACGGUGACCUGUUGGAGGACCUAGAGAUCCCACAUGAAUUGAACCCUAACCUGUGGACUUCUGAGGAUGUAAUUGCACAAGAACCUACAACUUACGACAACUCAGAUGAGCAAGUAAGUACACUCCUCAUUUCAAAAGAAGCAGCAUUGGAGAGUCAAGGAACUCAGGUUUAUGACCCCAAAGUGAAAGACCAGCAAGAUUGCUGCAGUGUUGAAGCUGAUUUCAUCAGGCCUUUCCAAGGUGGCGCUCACUGCCAAGUCAAAGAUGACUGCAGCCAAACCUUACCAUUGAAGCAGCGUGAUUGUGAAGAUGAGCGAGGGCGAUCAUAUGAAAUCCUGAAGUUAUCAUCCAUAUCUAUCAGAGACUUUGGCCUGAGCCUAUCAGAAUCAGACCAGGCUGAAACUGACUUCAGUGAGCUUUGUGAUGAGUUUAGCUAUGCAACACAACUUGGCAAAACAGACACAGCUAAAUCCACUCUCGGAAGCAUCUCUGACCUUCUGUUAGUUUUGUCACCACAGGACCACCAAGCAACUCUGGCCAUAACUGAAGAUGACACAGAUGUAGUUAAAAAAAACAGGCUCUCUCAGAAGGUCCCACAGGUUUCUAGUGGGGAUAUGGGCUUCAAGCCCAAGGAAGAAAACACAAAACCCCAAGUAUACACUGAUGGGUGUACGAAAAACAUGCCUUUCAUUGAUGAUGAUGAUGUCCAGUCAAUUGAACACAGUAUUUCUACAGCUAAGUACAGCAUGAUGAAAUCAUACAAAAUGAAAGUACCAAAAACCGAUUUGCCACAUGUGACAUGUGACUCAACUGAUAGGCACUGUAAUUACUAUUCUGUUAGUCCAGACAGUGACCAUGUCAUAGUUAGGGCAAAAAGAAAAGGUCUUUUCCUACCUGUCACCCAUCUUGCACCCCAAUCACCUGAUCAAGAUGUGACAUUAGCUUCCACUUUUCUGGAAUACAGCCCUUUGACCCCUGAUUCUUUGGCAUCUGAGGAUCAGUGUGGCUCAUUUUCACCAGUUGAUGAAACAGGUCUCUUCCUUUCAGAGGCAUGGAUAUUAAAUGACCCCAUACAUAGACUGUCAUCUCCUGACUCUGUCAUGUCAAUUUCUGAUUAUAGGGCAAUGUCACCUGACUCUCCAUUGGGAGAAAAGGGGGUCUUCCCUGACUUUUCCAGUAUACUGGAUGACAACCGGGCACUCUCUCCCAGAUCAGAUGUACAUAGUUCAGCAGAAGUUACAAUUAAUUUAACUGAAAAUAAAUUACACCCCAAUCAAAGACAUACAUUUGAAUGUAAACCACAGUUUGAAAGUUCAAAAGAUUUUUCAACUGCUGAAAUUUUACAGUCCCUUUGUUCUGACUCCUUUGAGUCUUGGAAUAAGUAUAGGCCACUGUCCCCUGACUCUCAACUACCUAAAUAUAGUCCUACACCUGAAGGUCCACAGGUAAAGGGAGGGUUUAGAGCAUUCUCACCUUUGACACCAGAUACUGAGUGUGAGAAGUUAUUGUGUCACGUUUCUUCUGUUAGAAGUGCAUCUUCACCUGACUCAGUUACAAAUAUUCAUGGAUUUGGGCCUUCAAAUAAGGACUGCCGACCAACCUCGCCAGAUUCUCAGGCUUCUCAGUGCAGUUUCUCAUUUCUUGAACUCUUGCUCUCUGAACCUGUCCGAGAACAACUUAUGAGUCAAUAUUGUGAUUAUUAUUUACUAUAUUCAGGAGAAAAUCCACCCUCACCACUGCUGAUGUCAGCCCCAAAACCAGAUGAGGAAAUUAGUACAUCUUUCCUUGAUUACUGGUUUUCUAACUUGAAACCACAAUCUUCUGAAUACAUACCAUCACCAGAUGAGUCAGAUAAUCAUUUAACAAAUAUUAGACAAGACACCUCAGAACACAGUAAAUUACAAGAAUCCACUGAUUUGUAUUGCAUGAAAGACGCAUCCAAAAGACCACCAUGCUCAGAACACAGAAAUCACAAACAAUCUGUUGAUACUUGUCAUAUGUACAGUCAUGUACCAGUACCAAAACCAAUGGUUUUUAACUUAGUUGAGAGACAAAACUACAUGUUAGAGUUUCCAAAUACUGUGGUUCAAAGGUUAAACACUGGAGAGUCAUUACUUAAAACUGAAAGCACAGAGUGUAAGUAUACAUUAUUUGGUGGCAAGACAUUAAACCAACAAUUACAGGUCUCAAGUAAAUCUGUUCAAAACAUAUUGGGUGAAACAAAACAGGAUUCUCAAAAGUCAAGAUGUCUUUCAGACUUCACGGUGGACUGGUUGUUAGACUUUAGAGCAUCCUCCCCAGAAUCUGUUGUGUCAGUUGAUCAGCGCUGUUUGUCUCCUCGGAUGACAUUUGGCCAGAUUAAUAGUCAACAUUGUAACUAUUACUUACAGUACUCUGACAGUAGACCCAUAUCACCUAUUUCAACAACGUCAGAUGUUGAGUAUUCUGGAUUUUAUCUUGAGGACUUGUUUGACGACCACAGACCAGAUUCACCAGACUCAUUUUAUUCACGAAUUGAAGCUAAGCACCCUGUAAGUACAUCCCCACUACUUUCUGCUGAAAGUUCUUGGACAUAUGGAUAUAUUAUGCAGGGUAUUAGGAUUGAAAAACAAUUUCCUUCUGCUUUUGAAGAAACCCUCCCCCAAAAAAAGAUCUCAGCUGAAUCCAUGUCAUCAGACUCCAAAACAACUAAGGCAUACCUGGCAAGACACAAGCCUGUCUUUAACAAUUUAAUAUCACAUUUGUAUGAUCCAAUAUAUAUGGGAAAAUGUUGUUUUACACCACAAAAACAUUUUCAACCUACUGAAGGCACAGCAGUACUACAACCACUUGUAUAUGAGCAUAAAUGUACAGACCCUGAAUCACAAUUAAAGAUGACACACACUCAAGAUUUGUUUUCCAAGAACAUGAAAAGAAAAUCCAUGAGUGAGGAAGAAAGCAAAAGUUCAUUGGUGCCGGUAUCAACAGCAUCUUUCAAGACAAAUGUUUCAGAAUCUUCGAAACAAAAAAAUGUUCCUUUAGGACUGAGUCAGGUGUUUCCAACCGAGACACCAUCCGUGGCACAUGAUCCAAACACACUUUCCACUGAAAAACACGAAUUACCAAUUCCAGGUACCUUUGGCCUAAGUAAAACACAACCUGAAAUCACAUUGACCAAUUUAAGUUGCUUACCACAGCAAAAAGAUGAAAAGAUGUCAUUCUCCAAACAAAGUGAAAAUUGUGGCUUUGCUAAACCAAGCUCUGUGACCCCAGACUCAUUCUGUCAAACGGCUCAAGAUGGUCUAGAUGACCAAAUGAUCAUGUCCUCAAAGUCCACUCCAACGCCACCAGGGUCUGGGUCCCCUCAGCUUGACCAACUGCUGUCAGAUCUGGAGGAGAUGAAACUUAAGUUUAGACCAGAGACACUUGAUCCAGCUCUGUCAGAAUCCAGUGAUGAAAGCCCUGAAAGUGAUCAUACUUACAACUUUGAAUACCUUUCACCUAAAGAUCAAUGCCCUACAGAAGAUACUGAUACCCAGAAAGUUAGCAUGUUAUGUGUUAUACAGCCUGCAGAAGAUACUAACCACACAAAUUUAGCAGUCACAGAGCCUACACAUUUCCAGACAUCCAUUCAAGAUGAACCUGAAAAAGUCCCAGUCACUCCUGAUCUAACAAAAUCCUCUGAGACAAGUAAACCAUCAAGUCUUGUUAUUUGUAAAGAUAGUCCUGUAUCUCCUACCGACUCCCCUUUAAUUCCUGAAUCUCCUCAAAGAUUUUGUGAAGUGAUGGAACCAUCACUGAACUCAAGUUUUACAUUGGACAUAUAUCAGUCCAGCAAAUAUGAUAAAAAUUCUACUGAGACAUUUUCUGCAGUGACUUCCCCCGAGGAAGCUGCAAAGAGUCAAUCUGACAAACCUGAGGAACCUCUGGCUAAUCUUUGUGAGGAAGAUUCUACAACUGACAUUUUACAAAGUCAAGAUGAACUUGAAUCAGCUAUAUCAUCUAAUGACUCAAGGGCUAAGACUGAAGAAAUAUCAACACAGAGUACCCAAGAUCAAAUUCCAUAUUUAUGGGAAGCAACUUCUGUUGAGGUCAGUCAGAGUGAAGAUUUCUCAUCUCAGUCGCUUUCUGAUUUGACUCCAGAGACAGUCACAUCUGCAAGACAUUUUUGCUUUGAGGAACUGAUAUCGUACCCCUCCCCAGGGAACUUAGAGACAUCCUCAGAUGAGGAUAAGCCAAGGACCAGUGGACCACAUUCAGAAGAGUCUCUGACUCCAGUAGACUCUGAGGGUUUUCAACCCUCUUCAAUUACACUAAAAGCAGAGAUAACUUUAUCUAAUGGCUCAAGGGCUGAGACUGAAGAAAUAUCAACACAGAGUACCCAAAAUCAAAUUCCAUAUUUAUGGGAGGCAACUUCUGUGGAAGUCAGUCAGAGUGAAGAUUUCUCUUCUCAGUCUCUUUCUGAUUUGACUCCAGAGAUAGUUACAUCUGCAAGACAUUUUUGCUUUGAAGAACUGAUACCGUACCCCUCCCCAGGAAACUUAGAGACAUCCUCAGAUGAGGAUAAGCCAAGGACCAGUGGACCGCAAUCAGAAGAGUCUCUGACUCCAGUAGACUCUGAGUGUUUUCAGCCAACUUCAAUUAAACUUAAAGCAGAGAUGACUUCAUCAACCUCUGAUGAGGAGUACAGCAUCCCACCCGGGUAUGCAGAGACCCGUUCUAUCACAACCAUCUACAUCCACAUGCCUCCAGAAUACGCAGAAGUUGUGCAUAGUGGUGCAGACAGCCCAACCUUUGAAUACUCUGACCCAGACCCUUAUUUUGACGCCAAACAAGCUGCAUCAGAUUUCUCAGAGACUGAACCCGAUGAAGCUGGUCCAUGUACUAGGUCAAUUGGAGAUCAGCCCCAUGAGCAUCUCAGCCAUCCUACAGUGCUAGAAAAGGUGAAUGAAAGAGUCCUGUUGUCCUCUGGAAGUGAAGAUUAUGAGGAUGCUCCUUCUGUCCAUGAGCCUCUUCAUAAUUUAUAUGAAGAGAACGAACAAUUGUUACACUAUUCAGAAGCAUCGGAUGAAGAAUUCACCUUGUGCGAGGCUUCACAACCGCCUCCUGUCUGUGAAAUUGGGUCAUAUGAUGAUACUGAUAAAUAUCUAACAAGGGAAAUCACAGCAGAACUCGGAUCAAUGUCAGAAAGUUCAGAUGAUGAAUUUUUGACCACCAGAAUAGUGCGAAGGAGAGUUGUCAUUCAGGCUGAUGAAAUGCCUGACCUCCCCACUCAGUCAGUGACGGAAGAAAAGUACAAAGAUGAAAAUGGGCAUCUAGUUGUCAAAAAGGUCACCCGUAAAAUUAUUCGAAAGUGUGUUUCCGUGGACGGUCUGGAGGAUGAACAGGUGUCCUUAGAAGGAGCUCCCCAGGGAUCCAUCAGUAUGGCAGAAGGAGAUGGAUAUUCUAAGGUGGUGAAGCGGACUCUUCUGAAGAGUGAGGGAGACUACACAGAGGUAACAUUUGCUGAAUGCGAAGGUUUAUCAACAUCAAGGCAAGAGACAGCUGAAGGUUGUAAGGUCAGUCGCGUAGAAAGGACAACAGUGGUGGAGGGUGAAAGGACAAUGACACACCAGGGUGAUCCAUCUUUGGCUUCUGACCUUCCCUCAGCCCAAGACGACUUCAAACAGGCACUAGGUUAUAUAAGUGGUUUUAGCAGAACAGAGCUCCCUCAUGUGGUAGAGAGGGAGACUGUCAAAGAAGAUGGAACUGUGGUCAGGAGGGCCCGCAUGCGUAAAGGUCGCACCCUCAGACGAACAGUGGUGAAGGGAGCUGGGCAGCGCAAACAGGUCCUUCUAGAGCAAGUGGACAACCCCAGAAAAGGGUCGAAACCACAUGAUCUACAGCAGCAUCUCCGCCAGCUCUUUCACCGCUACUAUGAAGAAGAAAAGGAGGACAAUGAUGAGGAUGAUGAGGAUGAGGAAGAGUAGAAGAAUGUAACACUCUCCCCAGCUCCCCCCUGAUCCUAUGCAUUAGCCACAUGCAAUCCUAGUGUGCACCUCAAAGCUACCACAGUCUUCCCAUUUAAGUCGUGGAAGAUGACCUUUUGUUCACAAUUUGGAGUUUUCUUCCCUGGCUUCUAUAACGUAUUCAUGAUUUUCUUUUCAUGUUCUGAUGUUGUUUUGCCUUUUUGUGACCAAAGAGAGCCUUCUGAUGUUUUCCUGAUUUAUUUUACUUUCCAUGUCAGAAUUGUCUGUGAUAUUUUUUGUCUUGAUGCUGUGGUAGAGCAACAACAAAAAGAAAACAGGAAUACAAUUCACAUCAACUAACUCACAAACCUCCUGAAGUCAAAGAGAACACUUUUCCUGCAAAAUACUGGUACUACUCUCUGAGUAGGUGCUUGGACUGAAAGACAAUAUAUCUCACACUACACUGCCUCUCACAACCAGAGUUUCUCAGAUAUUCCUUGCUUAAAAACUGUCUCACUCACUGUACUAGCCUCUCCGCUCUUUUGAUUCAGGUGGUCAAGAUGUCACACAGAGAAAACCAGACCGUAUCGACACUGAAUUUAACUGCUGCUGCUGUGUUUUGUGUAGGCUAUGUGUAAUCUGUCUUUGGGAAUUAUAUAUUAUCUAUAAUAUAGACAUUACUGACAUCAGUAGCCUAGGAAUUAAUAAUCACUUGUGUGAAGUAGAGCAGGCAUGACUAAUCAACGUCUGUCAUUAUGAUCCUAGCUUUGACUGCUUUGUAGUUCUAUGGAUUGCCCUUCUGCCUUUCUUUCCCUUCUGUGUGUGUCUUUCAUUCUGUUAUUAUGUUUGAUUCUAUUAGUUUUUUUGGAAUUUUAAAUUGUUGAUCUUUACUCAUACUGUAUGAAUGGUGGAUGUGAGUGAGGCUGUACUGUAGGUAAUGUAUGUGUCCAUGCAUGUGUUGAGUUACAUACUGCAUUAUCAGCUUGUUUGAAGAGGUUAUUGUCAAAAUUAUUUAGUUAUUUGAAGAUGUUUUAUUUUACAGUUUUGUUUUUUUUUAAUUUUGAGUUUAAUUUACUAGUGAGUAUAGAGGACUUAUUUAAGCUUUGUUUGAAUAUCAGUGAGAGGUUUCUAUCUAUUUAUUGAAUUUGUCACUGGUGACUAAAUCAUCACAGCUGUUUUGGAGACACUUCUCUGAUAUGGCAUUUGUGGUAAGGUGAUCAGGUGUUUUUGCUUUUAUUUCAUGUUUUAAUCUUUUAUUAGUUUGUCUUUUAAACAAGAAAGUGUUGGACCAGGUGUUGGCAGUUGUGUGGUGUGUGUUUGCGAGUGAAUGAGUCUGUAAGUGUAGUAAAAGAGUGUGUGCUAGUGUCAGCAAAGAAAAGAAAGAUUUAUUUUACACAAACCGCAUUUGCACUCCUGAAUGUCAGGAGGGAACACCUCCAUGCUUUUGUGCACAGGAUAUGAGAGGUACAAUAUAUCUUGUUCACAGAGAGAGUCUCAUGUUGGCGGGACAGAUGAUAAAAUACAAGAUUACGUUACACACGUAAUGAAGCAGGUUGAGAGCUUAAAUAUAGCAUUAUUCACAGCUCUGAGCAUCGCUACUGUAUGUAUCUACAACAUGUAAUGUAUUUAUUUCACUAUCACUGUUUACUUUGUGAUUUAGAAAAAUGUAAAAUGCAAACUAGUGGAAGUUCACUGUGACAGGUAUGCUUUUAAUUUAAAUCAGCAUCCCUUUUCUGUGAUGAUGACAGUUAUACACAUAUACAAUGCAUAUAUAAAUAUCUAUAGGGCAUGUAUUACUGUAUCAAAAUUCAAAAAGACAAAAAAUGGCUGCAGUGUGUCUAUGGCUGAUAGAGAAUAAAAGUCUACAAAUGUA
Molecule: messenger RNA, 12924 nt
Organism: Morone saxatilis (striped sea-bass)
Lineage: Eukaryota; Metazoa; Chordata; Actinopteri; Moronidae
Gene: ank2a
Product: ankyrin 2a, neuronal
Exons: 50
Coding region: 282-11072 (3596 amino acids)
Biological process (GO): signal transduction
Molecular function (GO): protein binding
Source: RefSeq, a predicted model, not a curated record